UGGGGAAGUCUAGACGGCCAUUCCUGCCAGGUUGCGCUGGAGCCUCACCAGCCUGGCAGGAGGGCUGGGGGUUGGGAUGAGCACGGAGGGGAGGCUGCUUGACCAAGGUCAGCCUCGUGGGAGGCCCUGAGGAGGAGGAGGAGGAGGAGGAGGAAGGGAGCUGGAAGUCUCUGCCAGCCGGCCUGCUGGGCUCGCAUUAUCUCCUCCCUUCCUCCCUGUCAGCCAAGACCCGCAGAACAGGCCAUCCCCGCCCCCUUUCUUAGAUGGAGAAACCAGGCCCCAGAGAGGGUGAGCAGCUGGCCUGAGGACACACAGCGGCCCCGCCGCAGGCCCAUCCGGGAGGUGGCGGCUUCGUUCGGCACGGGGCGGACAUCGCCAUGCCCCUCCUGAUACACCUGCUGGUCUGCACCUUCGGGCUGGGCUCCUGGGUGGCCAUCAACGGGCUCUGGGUCGAGCUGCCCCUGCUGGUGACAGAGCUGCCCGAGGGGUGGUAUCUCCCCUCCUACCUCACGGUGAUCAUCCAGCUGGCCAACAUCGGCCCCCUCCUGGUCACCCUGCUCCAUCACUUCCAGCCUGGCUGCCUCUCGGAGGUGCCCAUCAUCUUUACCGUGCUGGGCGUGGGCACCGUCACCUGUACCCUCUUCGCCUUCCUCUGGAAUGUCACUCCCUGGGUGCUGGACGGCCCCCACAGCAUCGCCUUCAUGGUCCUCACCUUCUUCCUGGCCCUGGUGGACUGCACCUCGUCGGUCACCUUCCUGCCCUUCAUGAGCCGGCUGCCCGCCCACUACCUCACCACCUUCUUCGUGGGCGAAGGGCUCAGCGGCCUCCUGCCUGCGCUGGUGGCUCUCGCCCAGGGCUCGGGUCUCACUACCUGUGUCAAUGUCACUAAGCCGUUAGAAACCACCCCAAGCGCCGAGACCACCAGGAAGACUGUCUUCCCCCAGGGAGCUAACAGCACUUCCGCGUCCGACCUUGCCGGGACGGCACAUUCCGCGGUCCAUCUGGAAAGUCGCCACCUGCCGGCCAACUUCUCGCCUUUGGUCUUCUUCCUCCUCCUCUCCUUCAUGAUGGCCUGCUGCCUGGCCGCGUUCUUUGUCCUCCAGCGGCAGCCCAGACCCAGGGAAUCUUCCGUAGAAGACCUCCUCACCUCCCAGGUCACCCUCCACUCCAUCCGGCCACGGGAAGGGGAGGACCCGGGCCCCCCAGGGCCAAGGGACAACCGCAGCAAGGCCCAGGGGCGUCCAGAGGAGAAAACGGCCCCCCCCCACCCCGCCCACCUGACCUUCAUCUACAUCCUGGUGGCCUUUGUAAACGCGCUCACCAACGGCGUGCUGCCCUCCGUGCAGACCUACUCCUGCCUGUCCUACGGCCCCAUCGCCUACCACCUGUCCGCCACCCUCAGCUCCAUGGCCAACCCUCUUGCCUGCUUCCUCUCCAUGUUCCUGCCUCACAGGUCUCUGCCAUUCCUGGGCGUCCUCACAGUGCUCGGGACUGGCUUCGGGGCCUACAACAUGGCCAUGGCCGUGAUGAGCCCCUGCCCCCUCAUGCAGGGCCACUGGGGUGGAGAAGUCCUCAUUGUGGCCUCCUGGGUGCUGUUCAUCGGCUGCCUGAGCUACGUCAAGGUGAUGCUGGGCGUGAUCCUGCGCGACCGCAGCCGCAGCGCCCUCUUGUGGUGUGGGGCGGCGGUGCAGCUGGGCUCCCUCCUCGGGGCUGUGCUCAUGUUCCCGCUGGUCAACGUGUUCAGGCUCUUCUCCUCCGCCGACUUCUGCAGCCUGCAGUGCCCCACCUAGGACCCCUGGCGCGGUCCGUUACAUGACCCUGACCCGCUCCCGUUGCUGACACUGGAAACCUGGGCAAGGCACGCGGCCCAGGCCACAGGGCAAGUGGCAGGGAGCCGGGGGGCAGAGCCCGAGUCCCUACACAUCCACGCAGACUCCGCUCCGGAGCGGGGGAGAAAGCCACGGGCCUCCCACGGGGCCAGGAAAUGCAAAGCACAGCCCUGCCCCCAGUGCUGGGUCGCGGUGCCCGCAGUUCCGUUUCAGAACUUCCGCGGGCUCUUGAGCGACGGCGGAUUUGCAGCACCCGGCCGGAGGCAGGCUCAGGGGUGUCCGAAGGGGAACCGCAGAGAGGGCGAGCCAGCCCUCACAAGCGGUGUGACGUCGCUUAUUUCUCUGUGCCUCAGUUUCCUAAAAUGGGGACCAUGAUAAAUAGCACCUACCUCACGGGCUGAGCACAGGGAUAAAAGGAAGAAGCACCCACCAUUGGCCAUUUCCUGACCUGACGCCCAAGGGAAGUUAAGGGCACAUCAACCCCAGGAGGGUUGAGAGACGACCCCUGCCCGGUAUCCUUUUUCCUAUUAUUCUCACAGAGGAGCUUGUAAAAGGACCCCUGGCUAGUGGUGGGAUCUUGGGGCAUCUUGACUCCCCGGUUCCCAAUGUGGAUGGACACUGUGCCCCCACACACCCCUUCCCGUCACGGCUCCUGACUCAAGUCCGGCUUCUUGGAAAGCAAGGGACCUUCUGGGAGGCAGAGAGAUGGGGUGGGGGAGGGGGGGGCUAUGCCAAACCUCUCAAGUGAGUCCCCUCCCCUCCCCCAGCCACCAAGGCUGAGAACUGGACCCGAGAACCCUGGGAAGCAGCUCUCAGCUGGGGAGGAGUGCAUCAGCUACCCGAUUAUUAUUUUGUUUUCUUUUUUUUAGAGAGACAUUCCCUGCUUUUAAACGAAGAUCAGCCCUCUAAAAUCAAUAUAAUCAGUUUUCAGUUCUAAGGUCAAGGCUAAGCUCAGAAACGAACAGAAUCAAAGGCUUAGAGAACGUCCAGUCCUGGGACUUCUUUCCUUCAGUGGUUUGCUUGCUUGCCACCGGCCCUCCCUUUAAUUUAUUUUGAAUAGAUAAUACAGUCGCGUGUUUCAAAAGUCGGAAAAUAUAAAAUGAUGUUCAGCAAAAAAAAUCCCAUGUCUCCCCUCCUUUAUCUGCCCUGGUUCCCCUCAACACACACACGCACACACUUCAUUUUCUUUUUCACUCUUACCGAGAUGAUGCAAAUGCAAAUACAGGCUCUUUUUACAGAAAAAGUGCUAAACUACUGUGUACCUUGUACCUUUCACUCAACAAUGAAAAUGGAGAGAAGGUUCUGGUUCUUUCCUACGGCCACAUCAUAUCCCGUCGUGUGGGGGUGCCAAAUUUAUUCAACCAGUCCUCCGUAGAAAGACAUUUGAAGGUGCCGGAGACAACAUUGAAAACAAAAUCUCCCACUGCGAUGCCUGGGUGGCCCAGUGGGUUGAGGGUCUGACUCUUGAUUUCAGUUCAGGUCAUGAUCCCAGGGUCG
This is a messenger RNA of Herpailurus yagouaroundi (jaguarundi), 3326 nucleotides long. RefSeq names its product solute carrier family 52 member 3 (gene SLC52A3). The record is from RefSeq and is a predicted model, not a curated record. Gene Ontology annotation, molecular function: riboflavin transmembrane transporter activity. Gene Ontology annotation, biological process: riboflavin transport. Lineage: Eukaryota; Metazoa; Chordata; Mammalia; Carnivora; Felidae. Gene Ontology annotation, cellular component: plasma membrane.